UGCGAUGAGACGCACGACGAGGUGUUUGAGGCGAUCAACAAGUUUGGCGCCACCACCGCCCUACUGGUGCCCACACAACUGAACUAUUUGGUGAAAAACCCGCAGAAGUACCACAAGAACUACUUCCCCACACUUCAGAAAGUGUUGACCGGUGCGGCGCCGUUAUCCCGAUCCACGUACGAGACAAUUAGGGAGCGCUUCCGGUUCCGCAACUUUCGUAACAGCUAUGGUAUGUCUGAGAGUGGGUUCGCACUGGCAGUCCAUUUGGGAGACACCAAUCUGCUGAUUAACUGCGAGACUGUGGGUAAAGUAAACCCAGGGAUGCAGGUUAUGGUCAUUGAUAAUAAUUGCAAUCAAUUGGGUGCCAAUCAGUUGGGGGAGAUAUGUAUGAAUGGGGAUCAGGUGACGCCGGGAUAUGUGAACAACAGCGCCGAAAACGAUAAGCUCUUUACCCGCAACUCAUUCAUACGUAGCGGUGAUAUCGGCUAUUAUGACGACAACCACUUCUUCUACAUCAUCGGCCGAUCCAAGGAAGUCAUGAAUGUCGAC
This is a messenger RNA of Oppiella nova, 549 nucleotides long. Lineage: Eukaryota; Metazoa; Arthropoda; Arachnida; Sarcoptiformes; Oppiidae. The record is from the annotation of a GenBank genome assembly.